This is a messenger RNA of Pygocentrus nattereri (red-bellied piranha), 4930 nucleotides long. Its product is annotated as cell wall protein RBR3. Lineage: Eukaryota; Metazoa; Chordata; Actinopteri; Characiformes; Serrasalmidae. The transcript has 4 exons. Bases 225 to 2252 code for a protein of 675 amino acids. The record is from RefSeq and is a predicted model, not a curated record.
UAACCAGAUCAGCCGGGCAGGAACACAUCACCUUCCAGUCCAGAGAAACAGGCUGUUUAACUAGUCAUCGCGCACAAAGUGGACUUUAAACUCACCCUGGGUUUCAGACCUCAGUCAGAGGUGUGCGGGCCAGCGGAGGUCUGUGACACCAGCGGAGAUGUUUGAACUGUUGACCUUCACCACUCGACUGCUCCACGGGACACGGUGACCUUGACGUGGUGACCAUGGACAUUCGUGUGCACGGCAAUCCACGCCUUCACUAUGGGCAUAAUGGCUACCACCAGGCUCCUCACUCAAAAGAAGACGGCCUGCAGUUUCUCAGUCUGGAGGAGAAGGAGUGCAUUCUUUUCUUUGAGGAGACUAUCGACUCUCUGGAUGAUGGUCUCGAGGAAGAUGGUACAGGGUUAACACCAGACAGAAGCACAAAUAUGGAUCAUCUUCAAACGGCACCCCAUUCAACUGUAAGACCCGCCCCCAUUAAACCUACUGCCCCAAGCCUGAUAGAGCAUGACAUCAUCGACCUGGUCCACUCCACACCGGACUUCCCCAUGCCAGAUUUUCAGAGCUUGGCUGUAACACCUGUGGCUCAUUUUGAGAUCAUGUCGAAGAGGAACCCUACGGAAAGCAUCUCAGUCACGUCAACAGGCUCUGAUGCGUUUGAGGAAAGCAGCCACCAGCCUCCUCCAGGCUCCAUCCCCACGCCUGUCAUCAUUGCCAGCAAGAUCGCAGAGCAUCAGGGCACAGGUGGCACCUCUUCAUUGCCCUCAGUGCUGGUUCAGCGCGGACGAAACCUGGAGUCUCCCAACAGUCCACCCUCCAGACGCGGACCACCCACCCAUGCCAAGCCUCACCGACUCCCCGACAACAUCAACAUGAUGCUGGGCAGCCGAGAACCAAGCCCUCAGUCCAUUGCUACAGCAGCGGUCAACAUGCAGGAGCGUCGCUCGCAGAUGCUAGCCAAUCUUCCUCCCUCUGCCCACCCUCUGGAGGGCGGAGAGCCAGCCUGUGUCAGUAAACCCCCAUUACGGAGUGUAUCAUUCAGAGACCCAGCACUAGACAAAUCCAGGAUGGAGGCAUUGUCCAUGUUGGGACUGACCCAAGCUAAAACAAUGCCAGCAAAUAUGGUACCAGUGUCCGGCAUAAAGACACAGAGCAGUGCUAAUUCUGCUAACAACAAAGUUGGAAGCAGUGUUGAAAUCAGUAGCAGCAGUACUCCUACCUAUAGCAACAUCAGUCCUAAUAUCAGUCCUAACACCACUGUCAGUCAGAAGAACAGCAGUCCUUAUAAAAUGAGCAGUAGUGCCACUACUAGCAGCAGUGCUCAUACCUAUAACAAUACUGUUAGUAAUGCUAAUACCAGCCCUAACACCACUAUAAGUCAGAAGAAGAACAGCAGCACCAUGUUCACUCAGUCAAGCACCAGCAGCUAUCAGCCAAAAGCUAGGAAUGAAUUUUCUACCAACAGCUUUAACAGCUAUGGUGGAAAAUCAGCUGUAAUCACACCUGCUUCUACAGACACUUUGUCUAACCAUGCUAACCAUGACAGAAGAUCUAACACAGCACCAGUCAGCGCAGAGGUGACACACAGCGACUUCAACAGCUAUGGCGGCAAGACCAUCAUGCUAAAUCCCACCAUGAGCUUCAGGGCUGAGUCUGUCCCUUCCCCCAGCACUCUGCCAGUCAGGCCAGAGCCAACAGAGGUCCAGAUUAACAGCUAUGGUGGCAAAUCCCGAGUCAUAAACCCUUCCGCGCAAACAGACCUGCCGGACAGGCCUGCCUACAGACCCCGCUCCCACAGUUCCUCACCAUCCAGCACCAUCACAGCCUCAACCCACCGCACUGACCUGCACAGCCCGACCGGAGGCCAAUCCAGUAUCUUCCCACCUGCCAAAGCUGAUGGCCAACACACCCCCUUCUCCAGCACAGUGAGAGAUGAAGCACAGCCAGACCUAAACAGCCAUGAGGCUAAACCCAAGACAGUAAGCCCCUUGCACCCUGACCCAGUUUACCAGCCUAUAAGCAGGAGCAGGCUUGCUACAAUGCCUCCUGCGCCUGCCCCCAGACCACAGAGGCCCACUGGAUCUCUGAGGCCACGGCCUGACCCGAUUCCUCAAGAAAUCCGCAGCAAGCCUGCUUCCAAACCUUCUUUUCGCGCUCAGGGCAUAACGGUGCAGUUCUCUGGGAAAGGAGCCACAGACGAAGCCAGGCGAGAUGCUUUACGCAAACUGGGACUGCUGAAGAACACCUCUUAAACUCUCAUCCCAGCAUCGUUAAGGGAUUAUUGUACUUUUACACUAUGCAGUUGCCUGUUAGAUAGGAGCACUUCUGUUUGUUUCAGCUUAAAGGUAAUAGUAUUAUUUUCUGUUUUGAGUAUGCACUUGGUAAUUGUUCUUUUAAUUACAAUUAAUCUAAUGAAAAAUAUUUAAGAAGAAAUAUUACUUAAUAUUCAGUAAUUUACAAUAAUAUUACAGUAAUCCACUGAGCACCACCAAUGAUACCACACUCAAAUGUAAGAGUUUAAAAAGAGGAAAGUGGCCAUUUUCUUAACGCAAGUCACUUGGAGUAAUUCAUAGAGCUUCAGAUAAUAUAGAUAAGUGGGUCAGUCUGUUGGUGAAGAGGUUAAAACAUACAUCAAGUUUCAAGCUCACAUUUUGUUCUUGAUUUUCUUAAACUGUAAUAAUUUUCGGAAACGACUCCUUUAAAAAGGUACACUGUGCAGGAAUCUCUGUGGAACACAGUGCACCAGAGACAGAAGUACAGGUUGCUACCCAGCAGUUUUUCCGUACUGUUGGCCCAGCGAAAAACCCAGUGUUGAGUUAGCAGUGUUGAAUUAAUGUAAGUCUACACUUGUAAGAGUUCAGUCAGCACUAGGGCUUUAGCUGUGUGUGAUACUGCCUGGUGCCAAAUUAUCGUUGUAAAGGACUGUGUGACAAGUAGAUUGCUGGUGAUACUAAAGAUGUUCUAAAGAAGAGCAAGAAAAAUCACACUCUGCUGCUCACCUCCCUCCAUAAGUGCUUCUCAGGCUCUCUCUGCUCUUCGGAACCCUCAUUGAGUUCCAGUCCUCUACUCUGUAAGUGCUACUCCAGAAUCAGGCCAGUGUUGCACCAGAAAUCCUAAGAAGAAAUAGUUUAAUACCAAGUUUCAGUUGGCUCACAAAAAAAUGCCAUCAAACAAAUGUUUAGAUUUUACUGAUAUUACAGACCUAAAAGCAGAAGAUUAAGGCAAACUAAGAUACUGAGUUAAACUGUCUUCCUGUAACUCUGUUUAAUUUUAUGGAAUGCUAAGCCAGUUAGAAACAGUCCCAAUAUCUACAAUUCAUAAAUGCUUAUGUAUCGACAUCAACAUAUAGUAUUGUGUGGUUGGUUAGUGUAGUGGGUAACACCUCUGCCUUCUACGCUGUAGACUGGGGUUCAAUCCCCACCUGGGUAAACACCCUACACUAUAUCAAUAAGAGUCCUUGGGCAAGACUCCUAACACCACCUUCGCCUUCCUGUGUAAAAUGAUCAAAUUGUAAAAGUCACUCUGGAUAAGAGCGUCAGCCAAAUGCCAUAAAUGUAGUAUUGGAUUUUGGCAUUGGCCCAAAAUUCCCAUAUUGAUGCAUUCCUAAUAGCUACCAAAGAGAUGUUAAAUGUGGGUCAUUCCUAUUUGUUCAAAAUUAAUAGAGAUUAUUAGCAUUUGUUAUCUAACAUUGAAAAGUGUCAAUGGUCCAUAUUUAUCCACUUCUGUAGUUUCUCCCAGUAAUAACACUGAUCUGGGUUCAGCUUUCACCUUUUAUAUAACUGAUCAGGAUUACAUAAACUCAUGAGACCUGAUCUGAGAUUAGCUUUCAUAAUCAUAUUUCAAAAUAUAUUUGGUCCAUAUGGGCCAGUGUGUGUGAGAUCAUACAAACAUUUGUUCUCUUUCUUUCACCCUCACUCUGCCACUGUGACAAAACCUUUUGAAGUGAAUUCUGACGGGAAUGUGGCUUUAAGCACAAAGUUUAUCUUUGUCAUAUGUGCGAUUACGCAAAGGCCAUUAAGUCAGUUUGUUGUACUAAGGAGGAACUGUAAUGAUUAUGUGUGAUAUGGAGGCUAUCAGUCUUUCUUAAAUGUUAAUUGUGAUGUUGUUCAGAUGACACAAUCAUUUUCAGCGAGUUGUCCUCAUUCUUACCCUUAUCUAGUGUGUCAUCUGCUUAAACUUCAGCAAUUUGACAGCAUGUCUCAGCAAACAGUGUAUUUAUUCUCAUGUUGUUGAUGAAUCGUGAAAUAUUCUUGCUCCUGUGUGGAAAAGGACGUCAGAAGUGAGAGCUGGGCUGCUGCUCUUGCUCCGCUCCGUGGCCUCUGCCUGAAGGAUAUUUUUACGUUUGGUGGCAGUGCCUCCCCCACUAAACCACAGUGAUCCAAAUCUGGCUUUCAGAGCUUCUGGAGAGAAUAUGUGUAACUUUCUUUCAUUUCUGUUGCUUGGACUGUCCCUCACUCGUGCUCUUUUCUGGACUCUUUCUUCAUCAGUGCUGCAUAGAGUGGUAUAAAAUCCAUAGGGGUGUGUGUAUGUGUGUGUGUUUGUGUGUUUGUGUGUGUGUGUGUGUGUGUGUGUGUAUGAGAGAGAGAUGUGUGGAAUGAAAUACUUGGUUGAUUUAUGUGUUUACUUUGUGUUUUUUUUUUUUUUUUAAGCAAGACUCCGGUUUUUGUAGCAGUUCUGCAAUUCUAAUUGAAGGAUUUGAAGCACACGUGUGCUUUACACACACAGACACACCGAACACAUUCGCCACUCUACUUUAUUUUUCUCUUCAGGCUUCAUAAACAGUGCAGCUGCAGUUAGGGACACAGCCAUAGAUGUAUUGUUUUCAUGACAAAUCUCUUGUUUCUGCUGUUUUGGCUAAAUUAUUAUGCAGAUUUCUGUAUCAUCUUCUGCCUCUUCUCUUCCUGAAUAAAGAGUGUAUCAUUGCCCUCAC